AUGCUCACCUUUACCUAUCUUUCGCUGUUCGCAGCCGCGGUGAGUCUCGCGCAGGAGUCCACGUCACAGAGUGGAGACGGCUUUAUUCUUCCGUCCAUGGAUGCGGCUGAGUUUACUCGUUCGACGAAAGCAUCCACGAAAUCAACUGCAGCUGCCAAAACGACUAGACGCGCUAGCACGACAAGACAUUCAAGCACGUUCAAAACAGCAACGAUCACAGGGUCUGACACGCAGUCAGCGAAAUCGACACCCCCAGUGUCAGUGCUCGAAGUUGCUUCAAGUACUUUCAGUUUCUCGUCGACAGACAUGCCUGCCUCUGAGCCCGUCCAAUCCUCGAAAAGUCGUCGUCGCUUGUCCGCCGUUGCGAUAGCAGGCAUCUUUCUAGGGAUCCUUAUCGUCAUCGGGAUUGUUGGUGGGUUGGUUCUGUACCAUCGAUGGCUUAUCAGGCAAGAGAACAUGUAUAAGGCAAAACAGCAGGAUCCAGACUGCGAUGAGCUUCAACAGGCGUCAGAGUACCGAUAUUCGUCAGUACCGGAAUCGUCCUUACCAGAGUUUGUGUCUUCUGGAUCGGGGAAAAGCAAGCAAGGUUGGGCCCAGAAAUUGAGGGGGAUCGGCAUCCGCCGAUAA
Molecule: messenger RNA, 627 nt
Organism: Trematosphaeria pertusa
Lineage: Eukaryota; Fungi; Ascomycota; Dothideomycetes; Pleosporales; Trematosphaeriaceae
Exons: 2
Coding region: 1-627 (208 amino acids)
Source: RefSeq, a predicted model, not a curated record